Vicia faba (fava bean) is the source of this 342-nucleotide messenger RNA. The record is from the annotation of a GenBank genome assembly. NCBI's taxonomy places the organism in Eukaryota, Viridiplantae, Streptophyta, Magnoliopsida, Fabales, Fabaceae.
AUGCAGUCGGCCUCUCAAUUUGGAAGGAGAAGAAAAUUGUGCAGAGGAACUACAAGAUACGUAUUCCUGGAAUCUCACAAAAUCGCUGGAUUUCUCGUCGUCACGGUUGCGAUUGAAGAGGCAUCGGAAUUCUCCGUAGGGGAUUCUCAGAGGUUGCAGUCACCAGAUCUAGCAGAUCCAAGGUGCGCCUCUCCAUCAGCCUUAUGGUGCAUCUCUCGAUCAUUACCGUUCAAUCAUCAUAAAUCAAGAACUGACGUUCCAGAAGCAAGUUCCCAUCGUAGACCCCGCGGAGCAGCCACACCAGAUCACAUAGCUUCCUUCGACUUAGGCUUGUUGUUUUAG